Messenger RNA from Suillus clintonianus, 2127 nucleotides. RefSeq lists its product as uncharacterized. Lineage: Eukaryota; Fungi; Basidiomycota; Agaricomycetes; Boletales; Suillaceae. The transcript has 4 exons. The coding region runs from base 1 to 2064 and encodes 687 amino acids. The record is from RefSeq and is a predicted model, not a curated record.
AUGCCAUGCCCGCCGCUGUCCUUCCUGCUCAUCGUUCUUAUCUGCCCCCUUCCUGUGUUGCCUGCUCGCCCGCUCCUCUUACUGCACGCCCGUGCCCGCCUCGUCAUGUCUUCAUUGCAGCAAAAGGAUCUUGCCUUUCUGUCCAGAUUCGCACUGCGCCAGUCUGCUAUCGGGCUCGUCACUGACUGUGAAAGCUGUGGUGGCUCUGUCCCCAUCACUAUCUGCCGCAGUGACAAGAACGGCAAUGAAGGCAAGCCCAUGGCUAUGCCAACAGCAUCUACCUCCUCGAGUGACGCCUUUUCAACCACAUUCCCUUCCACUCAACCUUCGACUUCUUCUCAUCCUCAGCAGAAUAACAAGAAGCCGAGGAAGCGGGGGGGCCGAUGUAUAGGCCCUUUUUGCCGCAGAGCCAGUGCACUGCGGUGUCCGCAAGGGAUGUGCCUCAGCCAUUGCACGGACAGUGGAGGAUGUCCGAUUCAUGGCAUGGAGGCACAUAAUCAGCGCGUGGACGUACAACCAGUGGACGACAAUAGUGUGUUUUACCUCGAGGAUGCUGAGACUCGCGAACCUGUCUUUGACACCGACGACACGGAAACGGGUUAUGGAUAUCGUGAUCUUCAACAGGCACUCGAAGCAUCAAUGACUGCCACUGGUGGACAUCCAGCUCCCUUUGCAUCGUUUCAUGACCUCCUCACAGCUCCGAACCCAUCUCAGCUACCUGCACCAUCUCCCACGCAAACACCAUCACGCAUAUGUACACCACCACCAUCAUUUUUCCCACCUCAACAGAGGGAUGACACUGUGUUGACUACGCGAGCGUUCCCGGUACAUAAGCUUUCCAAGGCCCCUCGGGUGACAGAUCAACUUGACCCUUUAUGGGCUGGUGAUCUUAACGCGCGCGCGCAGGAGGAAAUCUCAAGCAAGAUGGUCUCUGAACGUCGCAAGGAGAUGGAACGUGCGGCAAAACAGCGGUUUGUGCUGUACUGGUUUGAUGCGGACGAUGCACCAGUAAUCAUGCAGUGGGUUACGCACUGCCCCUUCUUUCCUCAAUACCAGCUCUCGGAUGAUCCUACCCUUCUUCAAUCCCUUGGCGACGAUAUCCAGAAGAUCGACGUCUUUGAGGCGAGCUUUAUGCGGUGGAUCCCAUCAGUGCUUACGCACACGUUCACGCUCGACUCAGGAUGCCACGUAUUCAUCCGACGUCACAGUGUCACCGAGUGCGCUGAUUUCGAUGGGCUCUUCAAGUCCUCGAAGCUUUUGAAUCGCCCCUCCCAUGCACGGUUCAACAUCAAAGGUGAGCGAGAUGGUGUACGCUGGAAGAAGAAGCAGCCGCAGACAGCAUCGUCUGAUGUCGAGAUUGUGGACGACGUGCAGCUCACGCCAAAGCGCUCGUUGGGCAAGCGCCGCUGGAAUCCCAGCCCCGGGCAGGAGACACCCACCCCAACACGAGCACGUUUCGACCUGCAGGAAGAUGAUUUCAACUAUCGUCGUGCUACUUCGCUGUCGCUGACACCCCCUUAUCUUCCAACUCAAUCACAGUCCUAUGCAGACCUCGAGGGAGAUGAUUUUGACUCUCGUCGUGCUACUUCAUUAUCACCAACACCCCCGCUCAUCACCACCACACCCCCGCUCAUCACCACCAAGCCCACAUCGCAACCGGCUCACCAGGCAGAUGAUUUUGACUCUCGUCGUGCUGCUUCGUUGUCGCCAACACCCCCGCUCGUCACCACCAAGCCCACAUCGCAACCAGCUCACCCUUCGAAGAUCCAGCAGCCCGCUCCACCAUCCAUCAUUCCUGUGCAUGUUCCGGUAUACAAUCCUGCCAAGCGGCAAGGCUGGCCGCACGCCAUGUACACACUUGAUAUGACUGUAGGCUUUCAACAGAUGGACAAUGUGAACCUCCGUGUUCACUAUAGUCAGGAACAACUUUUCAGUCUUGUCUUUGGUGGUGCCCCAUUCGUUCGUGCAACAUAUCACCAGAACCGGAAGGCUUGGCGCGAGACGGAGAUGACCAUCCUCGAGAUGCACAAGCGAGCGGGACGGACACCGGAUGGCCUGUGGUGAGGUGAGCAAGAAACAUAGUGGGCGGAAGUAGUUACUCAGUCACCUGUCCUCACUCCCUCUGUC